AUGGAGGUGUUUGGUGACACUAAUCUAGUAUUGAGACAGAUUCAAGGCCAUUGGAAGACUAGAGAUGUGAAAUUUAGGCCUUGCCACGCAUACUUAGAGCUACUGGUUGGGAGAUUUGAUGAUUUGAGUUAUACGCAUCUGCUUAGAACACAAAACCAGUUUGCUAAUGCCUUGGCUACUCUAGCUUCCAUGAUUGAUAUUCCUGUUAAUACCACUAUUCGCUCUUUACUGAUUGAGUCGAGAUCGGUUCCUACGUAUUGUUGUUUGAUUGAUGAGGCAGAGUUAGAUGAUAGCUUGCCUCGGUACCAUGACAUAUACCAGUUUAUGAGAUUUAACACAUAUCCUAAGGUCGUUAUGUCCAAGGAUAAGAGAGCAUUGAGACAGUUAACCACCUGGUUUGUGAUCUAUGGGGAAACACUGUACAAACGAUCAGCUGAUGGGAUGUUACUAUUAUGCUUAUACCGCCCCUCUGCCAAUCGAGUGAUGAGAAAGCUUCGCUAUAACCGUUUUCAGUAUGGGGUAUAG
This is a messenger RNA of Vitis riparia (riverbank grape), 525 nucleotides long. RefSeq lists its product as uncharacterized. The transcript is spliced from 2 exons. The record is from RefSeq and is a predicted model, not a curated record. NCBI's taxonomy places the organism in Eukaryota, Viridiplantae, Streptophyta, Magnoliopsida, Vitales, Vitaceae. Gene Ontology annotation, molecular function: RNA-DNA hybrid ribonuclease activity; nucleic acid binding. Bases 1 to 525 code for a protein of 174 amino acids.